Messenger RNA from Acanthisitta chloris (rifleman), 720 nucleotides. It is a transcript of the gene GTF2F2, whose product is annotated as general transcription factor IIF, polypeptide 2, 30kDa. NCBI's taxonomy places the organism in Eukaryota, Metazoa, Chordata, Aves, Passeriformes, Acanthisittidae. The annotation marks the transcript as partial. The transcript has 8 exons. The record is from RefSeq and is a predicted model, not a curated record. Gene Ontology annotation, biological process: transcription by RNA polymerase II; transcription initiation at RNA polymerase II promoter. Gene Ontology annotation, cellular component: transcription factor TFIIF complex.
GUCCCCAAAUACUUGUCACAACAGUGGAAUAAAGCUUCAGGAAGAGGUGAAGUGGGAAAACUAAGGAUUGCUAAAAACCAAGGAAGAACAGAGGUGUCAUUUACUUUGAAUGAAGAGCUUGCAAGCAUCAAUGAUAUUGGAGGAAAACCUACUUCAGUCAGUGCACCAAGGGAACAUCCAUUUCUUUUGCAAAGUGUGGGAGGACAGACCUUAACAGUGUUCACAGAAACUUCAGUAGGCCAAUCAGAAGAAAAAUCAGACAGUGGUGUUGCUGAUAAACUUGCCUUGGAAGGAAUAGUGGUGCAGCGUGCUGAAUGCAGACCUGCAGCUAGUGAAAAUUAUAUGAAACUGAAAAGAUUACAGAUAGAAGAAUCUUCUAAACCUGUCAGGCUAUCACAGCAGCUGGACAAGGCUGUAACCACGAACUAUAAACCAGUGGCUAAUCAUCAAUAUAAUAUUGAAUAUGAGAAGAAGAAGAAAGAAGAUGGAAAACGAGCUCGAGCUGAUAAACAACAAGUGUUGGACAUGCUUUUUUCAGCCUUUGAGAAACAUCAGUAUUACAACAUUAAAGACCUGGUGGACAUAACCAAACAGCCUGUGAUAUACUUGAAAGAAAUUUUGAGAGAAAUAGGAAUCUACAAUGUGAAGGGGACCCACAAAAACACAUGGGAGCUGAAGCCAGAAUACAGGCACUACCAAGGAGAAGAAAAGAGUGAUUAA